CAAUCCAUAUGUUUUGUAAUCGACUUUAAAAAAAACUUGUUUCAUGUAUUUAUCUUCAAAAGUUUGACUAAUCAGAAAUCACAAAAUAGCUGAUCUUGACCAAUGAGAGAUCGCAAAACUACGAGUCAGCUGAUUUUUAUGGCGGAGUCACUCAAAAUUAUAAGAUAAAUUUAAGCCGCGGCUCAAAUUCUUUAAAUUCGGCCUCUAGGUUUUAAUUAAGUACUAAUUAGUUUAUGAAAUUUGAAGAGGAUCCCACAUAGUUUAUCAGUUAAUACAAAAGAUAAGACACGGCACAGAGCGAAUACAGAAUUACAGAGAUAACGCAGUAUUAUUUACUGACAUACCUAAAUAUUUAGUAUCUUUAUAAAAGCUCAUAGUUGCCUUUGUUAAGUUGUAUUGUUUGGAUGACCUUAUUCUGGUUCCCUAGGACCAAUUUGCCUCAAAUUUUGAUAACUCUCAGUAGAACCACUAAAAUGUUCUUAGCCCGGUUUAAAAAAUUCUAAGUUGAGUGGGUCUGAUUUUUAUAAGGAAAACUCCAGGCAACGUAUACUAUUCCAGCUUUACGUGAAAACUAACCUUACCUUUAAGAGACCUUCCAAUCAACUUCGAAUUUUCCCACCAAACUAAGGACAUUUCCGUUCCAAGCUCCCACAAUCAUAAUUGAAAGCAGAUCAGUGAAGGGGUUCAUGAAUUAUGAUCUGACAUACAAACAAACGAACAAAUAGACAAAUAGAGACUACUUUUAUAUAUAUAUGUAUAUACAACCCGAUCAUGCCCUGGAAAAAAAAUAUAAAAAAUAGUUUUAUAAAAGCUGAACAUAAUUUUCAACCUAAACAGGUCUUGGUUCAUAACCCUGGAAAUAGAUGAAUUUUUAUUGAAAGUUCUGGUUAUAUCUGCCCCUGGAAGCAGAGUAAAGAGGAGGAGGAGAGAGAUAUAUAAACACCAAUCUAGAAAAUAUUCGGCACUCCGUCAAGUUUCUCCGGAGAAAAUAAUGAUUCCAAUCCUUUCUCUUCUUCCUCUCUUCGCCAGUUCUAAUCAUGUGAGGCCCUAUGUCGCAAAGGCACAAGAUGUCCAGAGACAAGAGCUCCUACCUAUGUUAAACCACCGAACCCGGUGGCUGGAGAGAACUCCGUUAUCAAGCAUCCCCACGAAAGAUCCGCUCCAAUACGGAUCUCUGAAGAAGUUCCAGGAAAACUACGCCUUACGUCCAAGUCUGCAGGAUGAGCCACAGGCCUUUAAAUCUCGGGAGCAACGAGCCUUUUUAUCCCCUCCGGGAAGACAAGAAGGGUUGGGUCGGGACCAGAACAGAUUCUACCAAUCCACCCCAAGGAGUAUGGCCACUAGUCAAGAAUCAGGAAACAUGAAUUUAUUCCGGGAAGAAGAAGGGAAAAGAAAUAUCCAGGAAAGAAAAGGUAAUGAGGAAGAACGGAGUGAUAGGAAUGAGAACAGGAAUAUCAAGGAAGAAGAAGGGAGAGAUGAGAAGUUUGCCAGUAUAACGAUGGUUGAUCCAACCCCAAACCUGUUCAGGAUGUAUCUAAACUUCUGCCACUUUUAUGGCAAGGAUGCCCAAACUGCGUUUCAAGAUCCUUUCCUCCGAAAAAUAAUCCAAAAAGCAAGAAACAAAUAUAAAAACCUGGUGGUCAGACUUUAGAAAAUACGCAAAAAUAUGACUUUAUCCUAAAGAUAACAAAUAGUCAAAUUUAGUAAAAACUUUAUUUUAAGUUUUAAGAUCGAAUAUCAUGAAUAUCAUAGGAGAGAGAUUCGGCUGUUUUAAACACUUAUUCUUUUUUCAUCUGUAAAUUUAAUUUAUUAUUUUUCGA
This is a messenger RNA of Eurytemora carolleeae, 1820 nucleotides long. RefSeq lists its product as uncharacterized. Lineage: Eukaryota; Metazoa; Arthropoda; Copepoda; Calanoida; Temoridae. The transcript is spliced from 2 exons. The coding region runs from base 992 to 1651 and encodes 219 amino acids. The record is from RefSeq and is a predicted model, not a curated record.